Gaeumannomyces tritici R3-111a-1 is the source of this 210-nucleotide messenger RNA. RefSeq lists its product as hypothetical. The record is from RefSeq and is a predicted model, not a curated record. NCBI's taxonomy places the organism in Eukaryota, Fungi, Ascomycota, Sordariomycetes, Magnaporthales, Magnaporthaceae. The transcript is spliced from 2 exons. Bases 1 to 210 code for a protein of 69 amino acids.
AUGUCCGCCACCCCAGCUACAGUAAGCAUCGCCAAAAGGAUAGCAUGGCAGCCGCUAAACCCUGACGCCCGCGAUCAGCUUGACCCCCAGUACGUUAAGCUGCACGACGAGGUGCUGGUUUGUGAUUGCAUGAACGCAUCAGGGAUGCUUUACGUUGGUCGCGCUGCCAAGUUUGCAGACAUGCCGCAGAGGAUCGGCCACGACUGCUGA